Molecule: messenger RNA, 853 nt
Organism: Drosophila navojoa
Lineage: Eukaryota; Metazoa; Arthropoda; Insecta; Diptera; Drosophilidae
Source: RefSeq, a predicted model, not a curated record
AGUAGGUCUAACAAUUCGGUCGACAUAUUGAGAGAAAAGUACGAAAAAAUUAAAAUAAUUGUGCAUUUCGUGUAAAAUUUUUAAACAAAAUCGCGCUGUAAAUCAUUUCGCUGUGCUAAAUUAGAAGUUUAUCUCUACAUAGUUAUUAUAUAAAUCAUUUUGUCUGUUUUUCGAGCGCAUAGCUGCCCCGUCUGAAUCAAAAGAAAAGAAGCCACAAAGAUGUCGGACAAUUCAGCUGUCUCUGGCGUACUGAACGCUGUUCUGUGCGGCGUUACUGGGUAUGGGUGCUACGCGAUGCAGCCGCAGGAACAUCCAUUUGCGUUCUCUGCCUGCUUGAUUGGCUUUUGCCAUGGUCUGCUAGGGCUGAUCGACAUUUUCGUUGGAAAUGAGAAUACACACAAAGCCAAGAAGACGACUAAUGCCAUUAUGGAGAUUGUUCCCUUGCCUCUCGUCAAUAUGGAGCUAUUCUUUGGCGGCGAAAGUAACAACAUUGCAUUGGGACACGGGUUGUUCAUUGUGCCUAUGGCCAUAUCUGUACUGGUCGGCCUAAUCAAGGGCGAGGGCGAGGAGGUGGACGGAGCGAUUGAUACAUUGAAGCUAUUGACUAUGCUGGGCAACAUAACCUCUCUCUGCUAUCUGGCCAUCAACGAGGGCUCCACCAUCAUGGGCGGCAUGGCCGUGCUUGCCUUCCUUACCAAGAUUGGAUCCGAGUAUCUGGAGACGCAUCUUGAAGGCUCCGGCGAUCCAGUCAAAUACCUCAGCUGGUCUGGAUUCUACUUGCUGGCCACCUUCGCCGUUGGCGGCGAGAAGUGAGUCGCUUACCCAAAGUUAUGAAUGAACCAUACCCAAAAAU